AUGCUGAAGACGGAGAAAACUUUGAACCGCGAAAUGGAAGAAAGAACAUCUAGGGAGGAAACCUUGGGAAACCUUGUCAUGACAAGACUACUGGACCGCAUUCAACAGGCAUCUCGCCACCCUCUGGAUCUUCAAUGCGGCUAUUGGGGGUUUCCUGAGAUGUUGGACCCUUCAUUAACUUUGAGAGUGCAGCAGGGACAGAUCAGCGCUGGGGAGGGCCAGGGGGGUCCCAAGGCAUCAGUACACUGCUCUGAAGACUCGAACUGCCAACAGACUUGA
Molecule: messenger RNA, 279 nt
Organism: Knipowitschia caucasica
Lineage: Eukaryota; Metazoa; Chordata; Actinopteri; Gobiiformes; Gobiidae
Source: the annotation of a GenBank genome assembly